This is a messenger RNA of Magnolia sinica, 2793 nucleotides long. RefSeq names its product E3 ubiquitin-protein ligase WAV3-like. The transcript has 2 exons. Lineage: Eukaryota; Viridiplantae; Streptophyta; Magnoliopsida; Magnoliales; Magnoliaceae. The record is from RefSeq and is a predicted model, not a curated record. Bases 389 to 2488 code for a protein of 699 amino acids.
CUCUAUCUCAGAAAUGUGAAUUCGUCGUUAUAGUAGCAGCAGCAGUACAUAGAGAUUACGAUCUUCUCUCUCUAUCUUUUAAAAAAUACAUUGUAGCAGACCUUUCGUUGCAGAGAUCUUUUGGGGGCUUUCAAUACAAACCCAAAGGAAAAAACACAAGAAGAUAGAAAUAAAGAUAAAAACAGAGAGAGAGAGAGAGAGAGAGAGAGAGAGAGAGAGAGGGGGAUCGAUCCUUCAUCUAAUCUAUCUUUCUUACCUUUUCCCCAAAUCCCCAUUUCUCCCUUUCAAUCCUACCCUUUUGUCUUCAAUCGCGCAAGCAAAACAACAAAAGCUAUCUCUCCUUCUCUCCGAAAACCCAUACUGAAGAUUUUUCUUUGUCGAUUGAAAAAUGGGAACUGGUUGGAGGAGAGCUUUCUGCACGUCGAUUCGUAGAGAGCCGGAAUCUGAGAAGCAGAGCCCGAAGAGCUGUACUGGGUUCUUCUCGACCGGGUCUAACCCGUCUACCCCUCGAUUGCAAUCCCAACCCGUUUCGAGCCCCAGGUUGAGGUGUCGGACGACCCCUCCAGCUGCUGCGCCUCCAGCGCAUGAUAGCCCGAGGCUGCUCUGCAAGACGAAGAGCCCCAGGCCGCUUCUGGGUUCAAAUCCAUCUUCGCCCAAAUCGCCUUCUCGUUUCUCACUCUUCAGAACCAGCUUGCGAUCCUCGAGAAGCAGCUGCGGGAUUUGCUUGCAGAACGUGAAAACAGGGCAGGGGACGGCCAUUUUCACAGCGGAGUGCUCACAUGCAUUUCACUUCCCGUGCAUCGCCGCGCAUGUUAGAAAGGAGGGCAGCCUCUUCUGCCCGGUCUGCAAUGCUCGCUGGAAGGAGGUGCCUCUGCUCGCCAUACACAAACACCUUCCUGAUAAAGGUGGAGAAGAGAAAAGCACUGAAGGAGAGAAAGGAGAGCCUGCCGCAAUUCGAGAUAAGAAGGGUGCGCUCGAUACCAGAGCCUACGACGACGAUGAGCCGUUGGUUUCCCCGACUGGGCCCCGGUUCCAUCCUAUCCCAGAAGCUGACGAAGACGAUGAAGAGAUUGAAGAAUUCCAAGGGUUCUUCGUCAAUCCAUCCAAGCCGUCGAGAGCGGACGCAAUGAACGGCCAAGAUUUGAAGAGGGUCGAUGCCGGACUCAUGCCGGAGGCAGCCGUUGUUUCUGUAGGGAGGAGCCACGAGAGCUACGCUGUGGUGCUGAAGGUGAAAGCUCCGCCUACGGCGCAGGAUAGCAACGCCGCAUCGCUACUCAAUCCGCCUCGCCGCGCCCCCGUCGAUCUCGUGACGGUGCUCGACGUCAGCGGCAGCAUGACCGGGGCCAAGCUGCAAAUGCUCAAGCGCGCCAUGCGGCUCGUCAUCGCUUCGCUAGGCUCGGCCGACCGGCUCUCCAUCGUCGCCUUCUCCGGCCACGCCAAGCGGCUCAUGCCGCUGAGCAGGAUGUCGGCUACCGGGCAGCGCACGGCGCGCCGGAUUGUCGACCGGCUCGCUUGCGGGCAGGGCACGUGCGUGGGCGAGGCCCUGCGCAAGGCCACGAAGGUACUCGAGGACAGACGCGAGCGCAAUCCAGUCGCGAGCAUCAUGCUGCUAUCGGACGGCCAGGAUGAACGGGCCCCGCAGAAUGCCACCAGUCGACGCCGUCGGCCUCAGCACGUGCAGUCCACACGCUUCACCCACCUCGAGAUCCCCGUCCACGAGUCCGGCUUCGGGAACCGGCAGCCGGCGCACGAGCCGGCCGAGGAUGCGUUCACGAAAUGCGUGGGCGGGCUGCUGAGCGUGGUCGUACAGGAUGUGCGGAUCCAGCUGGGCUUCGCGUCCGGCUCCGCUCCCGCCGAGAUCUCGGCCGUCUAUUCAUGUAGCGGACGGCCCGCUUUCGUUGGGGCGGGUUCGUUCCGGCUCGGCGACCUUUACGCGGAGGAGGAGAGGGAGCUGCUUGUAGAACUGAGGGUGCCGUCGUCAGCUGCUGGGGCCCACCACGUGAUGUCCGUCAGAUGCUCGUACAGGGACCCAGCCACGCAAGAUCUCGUCCAGUGCAAGGAGCAAGCGUUACUCGUGCCUCGCCCGCACGCCGUCCGAUCAUCCGCCCCAAAGAUCGAACGGCUGAGGAACCUCUUCAUUACGACCAAAUCCAUAGCCGAGGCUCGCCGCCAAGCCGACCGCAACGACUUAGCCAGCGCGACCCACCUCCUAUCCUCAGCACGCGCGCUGCUACUCCAGUUUACCUCCAUCUCAGCCGACGAGAAUCUCCUCGCCUUGGAAGCCGAGCUCGCCGAGCUCCACCAACGACGUCAGCAGCAGCAGAUCCAACGGCGGAGAAUCCCCGAUCCAACAACGGACGAGAGCAGCGAGCCACUAACCCCUACAUCGGCUUGGCGAGCCGCGGAGCAGCUCGCGAAGGUCGCCAUAAUGAGAAAAUCGUUGAAUCGAGUCAGCGAUUUGCAUGGGUUCGAGAACGCCAGAUUCUAAACAAACAAACCCCCUGGCGCACAAUAGCGACAAGCAGUACCCGACGCCCCAGCCCUUUCCACCAAAAAUCCAAAAAAAAAAAAAAAAGAGUAGAAAACCCCAGUUGAAUUGAUUGAAGGGGUUUCUAAUUUGUCUCUUGUCCAGGAAUUAUCUUUAAAGAUAUUAUUAGAAAAAGGAAAAGAGACUGUUUUUUAGGAUAAAAAGGAGGAGAAAAAAAAGGCUAUAAUAUGAAAAUAUGUACAAUGAUAUCGCGAUAUAUUUUUAUUUUGAUUUUAUUUUAUUGUGAUAAUGGGUUUGAUGAUGUA